ACACUGACCAAGAAUUCAAUAAUCAAAAUCGGAUAGCCUCCUCUGACCAUAUAUCCAACCUUGCUCCUUUCCUUGGGACAGCUAUGGAGAUUUGGAUGGAGUUACGUGUUUCUCCAUCCUCAAUCCAUCCCUGAACAUUCAUGCUGGAGAUUUUUUUCUAUUUUUUUCUUCUUUUAAUUUCUUUUUCGGUCAAUUAUAGGAAGAAAAAUCAUGUCUUUCUCUAUCCUCUCAUCCUCCUGUUUCUCUCUUCCCAAUCCCGACGUUUCAUCUCCUCCCUCCACUGUUUCUCCCCUUUUAAAGAAACCCCAUUUCCAUCCCUGUCCCAAAUCCAAAAAUUUUCCUAAUUAUUUCUCGCUUUCCGUUAAUUCUAUGUCGACCGGGGGUAAAGAUGCCCUUCCGUGUAGAGUGACGUCGUCGCCGUCUCCCUCUUUCCGGUGCAAUUCCGAUGAGGGAAGCGGGGACAAUGUUUCCUGCGCAAAUGAAGCAGAUGGGGCUGAAGAUUCUGAAGAUGAUGAGCAUGAAGGGGUAAUGGUUCAUGAUGAUGUGGAUGAGGAAGAAGAUAGUAGUAGUCCCACUUCUGUUCUGUCAAAGAGAUGGGAUGUCUUGGGCCUUGGUCAAGCUAUGGUUGAUUUCUCCGGCAUGGUUGACGAUGACUUUCUCGAGAAACUCGGGUUAGAGAAGGGUACAAGGAAGGUUGUGAACCAUGAGGAGAGGGGUAAAAUCCUGCGUGCAAUGGACGGGUGCAGUUAUAAGGCUGCAGCUGGUGGGUCUCUUUCCAAUAGCCUGGUGGCCUUGGCCAGGCUCGGUGGUCAGCCUAUUGGAGGCCCGGCAUUGAGUAUAGCUAUGGCAGGCAGUGUUGGAAGUGAUCCACUGGGCGAAUUCUACAGAUCCAAGCUACGGCGAGCAAAUGUGAAUUUCUUGUCUGCACCAGUCAAAGAUGGAACAACGGGGACAGUGAUUGUUCUUACCACACCAGAUGCUCAGCGCACAAUGCUUGCUUAUCAGGGUACAUCUUCGACCAUUAGAUACGAGCCCUUCUUGGCUAGAGCAAUUACAAGAACAAAGAUAUUAGUUGUAGAGGGAUAUCUAUUUGAACUUCCUGAUACAAUCAAAACGAUUGCAAAAGCAUGUGAGGAUGCCCACCGGUUUGGUGCAUUGGUUGCCAUCACAGCAUCAGAUGUGUCGUGCAUCGAGAGACACUAUGAUGAUUUCUGGGAGAUCAUCGCAAACUAUGCAGACAUUGUCUUUACAAAUAGCGAUGAAGCCAGAGCUUUCUGUCAUUUUCGGUCAAAUGAAAGCCCUGAUUCUGCUGCAAGGUACCUAAGCCAUUUUGUUCCCUUAGUAUCAGUUACAGAUGGUGCAAGAGGCUCUUACAUUGGCGUAAAAGGGGAAGCUGUUUAUAUUCCUCCUUCCCCGUGCAUGCCAUUAGAUACGUGUGGUGCAGGCGAUGCUUAUGCAUCCGGUAUUUUGUAUGGUAUACUUCGUGGUGUAUCCGACUUGAAGGACGUGGGUACACUUGCAGCUAAGGUCGCGUCUGUAGUUGUAGGGCAGCAAGGAACCAGGCUUAGGGUACAGGAUGCCAGUGAAUUGGCAGAAAUGUUUGAAUACCAGCGUAAUAAUUCCUCGAUUUGGUCUGAUAUUGGUUCUGAUCAAAUCUCUAGCUUGUAACAAUUAACUCACACCUAUUAUAUUAGACUCUUCAAAUAUCUGUAAACUAAACUCAUUGUAAUUACUUUCAGUAAUGAUAGUUAGUUAUUAUUGUUCCCUGGACUA
This is a messenger RNA of Ipomoea triloba (trilobed morning glory), 1773 nucleotides long. RefSeq lists its product as uncharacterized. Bases 211 to 1668 code for a protein of 485 amino acids. The record is from RefSeq and is a predicted model, not a curated record. The transcript is spliced from 5 exons. Gene Ontology annotation, molecular function: kinase activity. NCBI's taxonomy places the organism in Eukaryota, Viridiplantae, Streptophyta, Magnoliopsida, Solanales, Convolvulaceae.